Drosophila eugracilis is the source of this 2343-nucleotide messenger RNA. RefSeq names its product somatostatin receptor type 5 (gene PK2-R1). Bases 55 to 2025 code for a protein of 656 amino acids. The record is from RefSeq and is a predicted model, not a curated record. Gene Ontology annotation, molecular function: neuropeptide receptor activity. The transcript is spliced from 6 exons. NCBI's taxonomy places the organism in Eukaryota, Metazoa, Arthropoda, Insecta, Diptera, Drosophilidae. Gene Ontology annotation, cellular component: plasma membrane. Gene Ontology annotation, biological process: neuropeptide signaling pathway.
GCGAGUGGGUUCGGGCCCUCGGAUCGAGUCCGCAAUUAAUCGACGACAGCUAGCAUGUUGCAGGGCGUCGCCAUCACCAUCGCCAACGACAGCAACGAUGAUGGCCUCAAUCAAUCAUUCAUGGCUCAUGUGUCGCCCAGUCCCAAUCAGAGUUCCGCCUCCAUCGCCAUCGCCACCACUACGAUGCCGACGAAUCCCAGCGAGAGCCCCGAGCUGUUGCUGCUGAAGAAUGACAAAUUCUUAACACAUGUCGCCCAUCUGCUGAACAUAACGACCGAGAAUCUUUCAAAUCUCCUGGGCUCCACGAAUGGCACAAAUGCGAGCACAAUGGCAUCGGAUUCGCCCGUUGACGAGUCCCUGACCCUGCGUACCGCCUUCACCGUGUGUUAUGCCCUCAUUUUUGUUGCCGGUGUUCUGGGUAAUCUUAUCACCUGCAUUGUGAUUUCGCGUAAUAACUUUAUGCACACGGCCACCAAUUUCUAUCUGUUUAACUUGGCCGUUUCUGAUUUAAUACUCUUGGUGUCAGGCAUUCCCCAGGAGCUAUACAAUCUGUGGUAUCCAGAUAUGUAUCCCUUCACGGACGCCAUGUGCAUCAUGGGCAGUGUUCUUUCGGAAAUGGCAGCCAAUGCAACAGUUCUCACUAUCACCGCUUUUACUGUAGAGCGUUAUAUAGCCAUCUGUCAUCCAUUUCGGCAGCACACCAUGUCAAAAUUGUCGCGGGCCAUUAAAUUUAUAUUUGCCAUUUGGCUGGCGGCCUUUCUCUUGGCCCUGCCGCAGGCCAUGCAAUUUUCGGUGGUCUACCAGAACGAUGGAUACUCCUGCACGAUGGAGAACGACUUUUAUGCCCAUGUGUUCGCCGUCUCGGGAUUUAUUUUCUUCGGUGGCCCGAUGACGGCGAUUUGUGUACUCUACGUGCUUAUCGGCGUAAAAUUGAAGAGGAGUCGUCUUCUGCAAUCCCUGCCUCGGAGGACCUAUGAUGCCAAUCGGGGUCUUAAUGCCCAGGGACGAGUCAUCAGAAUGUUGGUAGCUGUAGCCGUCGCCUUCUUCCUCUGCUGGGCUCCCUUCCAUGCCCAGCGACUGAUGGCCGUUUACGGACUGAAUCUGAUUAAUAUAGGCAUCAGCCGGGACGCCUUCAACGAUUACUUCCGGAUACUUGAUUACACGUCCGGAGUGCUCUACUUCCUCUCAACUUGCAUCAACCCACUGCUGUACAACAUCAUGAGUCACAAGUUCCGCGAGGCCUUCAAGAUCACUCUUACUAGACAGUUUGGUUUGGCCAGGAACCACCACCACCAGCAGAGUCAGCACCACCAACACAAUUACAGUGCCCUCCUUCGGCAAAAUGGAUCGAUGCGCCUCCAACCCGCCAGUUGCAGUGUCAACAACAAUGCCCUGGAACCCUAUGGAUCCUAUCGAGUGGUGCAGUUCCGUUGCCGGGAUGCCAGUCAUCAGUUAUCCUUGCAGGAUAGCAUUCGCACCACCACCACCACCACAACGAUUAACAGCAACAGCUUGGCCGCAGGAAAUGGAGUUGGGGGCGGUGGUGGUGGAGGAGGGCGUCGUCUGCGAAAACAGGAGUUCUAUGGCCCUGUUCCGGGCACUGCAGUUCCACAUCGUAUGCUGCAGGCCCAGGUGUCCCAACUCUCUUCGCUGGGCGAUGCCAACUCGCUUCUGGAGGCAGAAGUGGUGGACAGACACUACACUUCCGGUCGGGCUAAACGGGCUCUUUUGGCGACCAAAAGUGGUGCUCUGCUGGUGACACCAUCUCAAAAUGCUGACCCAUCGGAAGUCGGUCAACCUGCCACUCGUCUCAAACUGACGAGGGUGAUAAGUCGAAGGGAUGAGGUAACGAGCACCACCGUACCGCCUUUUUGUGGCAGUCAUAGUCUACCGGAUCCGGAGACUUGUCAAUCGGCAUCUGUUGCAGGUCGAAGUUCGAGGAAAUUUCCGUGGCGAAAGCGAAGGCAAAAAACCGAGGAUCCCACCAGCGAUGGCUUGACCUAUGGUUCACCCAAAUCCCAGUGAUUCCAGUGCUGGCUAGAUAACUAGAGCUAUGCUUAGUUAGGCAUUGUUUAGUUAGCGCAAUAAACUUUUCGAUCUGUAAAUAAGCCAGAAGAAAUCUAACGAUUUGCAUGCAAAUUUUGUCUGGCCAUAAAAACCAAAUAGAACGAAUGGGCAAGGUCCAGACGAUUUAUGCGAGUGGCCUAAAGCCAGGAUAAUGAGGCAACAAAGUAUCGUGACGAAUAUAUAUGUAUAUAUACACGCCUGCAACUUUUUUUUGCGAUGCCAACCGCAUCGCAGUCAUAAAUUAAGUGUUAAGUGUUGAGCUACCAGCAAAAUAAU